AUGAUGGAAAGGAUAAGAAAAGAGAUGAUUCUCAUGGAAAGAGGUCUGCACAGCCCAACCACAGGCAAAAGGCUUUCUAAUUUAUCCGACUCAGCUGGGAAUGCAGUGUUGGAGGCCUUGGAAAAUGCACAUCACACUGCCCGCAUGAGUCCCAGGCUAACUUCUUCCUCCAUGCAUGGAUCUAUAGGGGACGUACCCAGCAAAGGCAAAUUUGAAAUAGACACUUUGUUCGGCAUCUCUCACUCCAACGUUGAAACUAACAACACUUCGGACGUCUCCGGGUCUGACAGGGUGAAGAAGAUAAGCCAGUAUUCAGAAGUUGCUUCAGAAGCAGAUAUGAACAGUGAUGUGGAAGUGGGGUGCUCAGCCCUGCGGUCCCCCAGCAGCAUGAGUGGCACCCAUCUGAAAGACACCCUCAGCAAAGGGUUUACAGAGAGUGGUUCAGUGGCCAGUACCACCAGCUCCUCUGCAGGUUCUGGAUUAAACAGCCUCAAUAGCUGUAAUCCCGUGGGGAGCUCCAGCUCAGCUGCUGACCAGGUGCGUCGAUACAGGACAGCAUUCACUCGGGAGCAGAUAGGCAGGCUGGAAAAGGAGUUCUACCGAGAGAAUUAUGUGUCACGGCCCCGGAGAUGCGAGCUGGCAGCUGCCCUCAACCUCCCCGAGACAACCAUCAAGGUGUGGUUCCAGAACCGGCGGAUGAAGGAUAAGAGGCAGCGUUUGGCCAUGUCCUGGCCUCACCCGGCAGACCCCAGCUUCUACACCUACAUGAUGACACACGCCGCGGCCACAGGAAGCCUUCCUUACCCCUUCCAUUCCCAUGUGCCUCUGCAUUACUACCCUCACAUGGGAGUGACAGCAGCAGCGGCGGCGGCUGCAGCGUCCGGGGCAGCAGCUUCGCCUUUUGCAACCUCCAUCCGGCCCCUGGACACUUUCCGCGCCCUAUCACACCCCUACUCAAGACCGGAACUACUUUGCAGCUUCAGACACCCAGGUCUGUAUCAAUCCCCAGGCGGGAUCAAUAGCACCGCUGCUGCCGCGGCAGCUGCGGCUGCAGCAGCGGCAGCCUCUGCCCCGGGCUCCACUCCCUGCUCGUGUCUCAGUUGUCAUAGCAACCAGACGGCGUCAGCUCUGGGAUCGGCCAGCAGGGGCUCCGAUUUCUCUUGCACGGCUGCCUCACAGAGGUCGGAGAGUAGCUUCCUUCCCUAUUCUGCAGCAGUACUUAGUAAAACCUCUGUCUCCCCUCCGGACCAAAGAGAAGAAACCCCUCUGACUAGAUAA
Molecule: messenger RNA, 1278 nt
Organism: Nanorana parkeri
Lineage: Eukaryota; Metazoa; Chordata; Amphibia; Anura; Dicroglossidae
Gene: EVX2
Product: even-skipped homeobox 2
Exons: 3
Coding region: 1-1278 (425 amino acids)
Biological process (GO): regulation of transcription by RNA polymerase II
Cellular component (GO): nucleus
Molecular function (GO): DNA-binding transcription factor activity, RNA polymerase II-specific; RNA polymerase II cis-regulatory region sequence-specific DNA binding
Source: RefSeq, a predicted model, not a curated record